Molecule: messenger RNA, 19886 nt
Organism: Coregonus sp. 'balchen'
Lineage: Eukaryota; Metazoa; Chordata; Actinopteri; Salmoniformes; Salmonidae
Source: the annotation of a GenBank genome assembly
UGUCACUACGCAUGCGGCCAAUUCGUUAGCUUGAGAAGGGAACAUGGCGGCGUCCCUGAUUUGCGGCCGACUGUCGGCUAGCCUGAGAAAUUCUGGGGCAAGAUCGACAUUUAACACUGCAUCCAAAGUAAGUCUACAUUGAGAAAAACGUUAUGAAAUCCGACUGCCUGUACAUGUGAUACUUUUUCUGCUGCACCAUCUUCGACGUCCAAAGAAGUCCCCGAGAAGUGACUGGGUGAAAUUUGACAUUCGCCCAUCUCCUUUGAGGUAGUAGCUAGGGAACUGGCUAUGUUGGCUAGCUAGCCACAUUGCUCAUGUUUAGCUCGCUAGCUAACGUCGUUGCUUUUUUAGCGAUGGCAAGACGAAUGUAUCAAUAAACAACAAUGUAUUAAAACAAGCUUAUGGGGGUUCAGGGAUUUGUGUUUGCUAACAAGAGCUUUUCGCUCACAUACAGUAGUAGUUGUUUAGACAGUGACCUCCAACACAGCUGUCAUACACUAGAGACGUCAGGACGGGGACGACGGGGAGGAGAUCCAGGAACGUCAUGCCCAUAGGGGGCACAGGGGUACGUGCCCCAUCAGAUUUGUCCUGUAUAAUAAAAAAAUAAAAAUAAAAUUCUUCUUCGCUAUAAUACUACUAUCCACCAAGCAAUUUUAUGAAGUUGGCUUUAGCUAGCCCAGAUAGGUUCCCAACCUCAUAACUAGCUACCAAGAAGCCAUUUAAAGCUAUCAAUGAAGUUAGUGGCUAGCUUGACCAUCUUAACUGGCAUACCUGCUGGCAAGGUUGGUAGACUUUAGAAAGGCAAUAACUAAAUGUACUGAAUAAGACUCACAUUACUUUCGAUCUUUUACCCAGAUUUUAGCAGAGAUGCAGAGAAGCAUAUUUAGUUUCUUUAAAAAAAGAACCAACAGUCGGGAGGAUACAGACAGCUCAAGAGGUAUGCUUAGAUAUGCUGAAAUAUAUAUAUAUAUUUUUUUACAUAGAAUUAAGUAUAAUUAUUAUGGCUCUAGAUUGCAGGUAAAAGCUGUUUCACGUGUUUGAAAAAAAUUCUAAAUUCUCCAGCCCCCCAGCCAUCCUCACAUACUUUCUGCCUCCUCUGAUUUUUGGGGUGCAUGGUGCCCCUGGGGGGUGAAUGGAGGAUAUGCGCCAUUGAGGCUGUCACAUCUGUUCGUGCUCACUUGCACGGACAAAGCUAGAUUUGUAAGGGACAUUUUUGGAACCAAGUUGGCCUUUUUAGAUUUGAAAAAACGGGUUUGAUGUUGACAGAAUUAUUCAUUUGACGCCCAAAUGACAUGUUUGAUGUGUUCCUCUUUCAUAUCUGCAAACUUCCAGCAUUGCACACAUCUACUUCACAUUUUUUGUUGUGUGUAUGGGCCUCUUAGUGUUUUGUAUGGGUGUGGCUAUUCUUAUUCUGUGUCCUUUCACAUAGUGCUAUGUUCUACCCUGACAUAUGAGUAGGCACUGUCAUGUCACUGCAUCGUGUACACCCCCCCCCCCCCCCCCCCCCCCAUCACCUUUUCUCUCCUCUAUCCCCCUCCGUCUCCCCUCUCCCCAGGUGCUGGGUGGUUCCUCCGGCCUUCUUGGGGCUCAGCAGCAGCCCCCCAACCUUCAGCAGCAGCAGAGGAACCUCUCCCUGCAUGAGUACAUGAGCAUCGGCCUGCUCAAAGAGGCUGGCGUCUGUGUGCCCGAGGGCAAGGUUGCCAGCUCACCCGAUGAAGCCUACUCUGUUGCCAAGGAGAUUGGUAAGCCAUGCCUUAAUAGGAUGUGGGCAAAUUAAUUGGAGUAGGCUAACUUGAGGAUGAACACUUUGAAUUGGCAGUAGUUCUAUAUUACAGUGCGUUCGGAAAGUACUGUAUAUAUCUCAAUCGCACUCCACACUGCCCUUUCCCACCUCAACAAAAGGAACACAUAUGUGAGAAUGCUGUUCAUUGACUACAGCUCAGCGUUCAACACCAUAGUGCCGACAAAGCUCAUCACUAAGCUAAGGACCCUGGGACUAACCACCUCCCUCUGCAACUGGAUCCUGGACUUCCUGACGGGCCGCCCCCAGGUGGUAAGGGUAGGCAACAACACAUCUGCCACACUGAUCCUCAACGCGGGGGCCCCUCAGGGGUGCGUGCUUAGUCCCCUCCUGUACUCCCUGUGGCCAAGCAUGACUCCAACACCAUCAUUAAGUUUGCUGACGACACAACGGUGGUAGGCCUGAUCACCGACAACGAUGAGACAGCCUAUAGGGAGGAGGUCAGAGACCUGUCAGUGUGGUGCCAGGACAACAACCUCUCCCUCAACGUGACCAAGACAAAGGAGAUGAUCGUGGACUACAGGAAAAGGAGGGCCGAGCAUGCCCCCAUUCACAUCGACAGGGCUGUAGUGGAGUGGGUCGAGAGUUUCAAGUUCCUUGGUGUCCUCAUCACCAAUAAACUAUCAUGGUCCGAACACACCAAGAAAGUCGUGAAGCGGGCACGACAACGCCUUUUCCCCCUCAGGAGACUGAAAAGAUUUGGCAUGGGUUCCCAGAUCCUCAAAUAGAUCCUCAUCCUGACCGGUUGCAUCACCGCCUGGUAUGGCAACUGCUCGGCAUCCGACCGUAAGGUGGGGCGGCAGGUGGCUUAGUGGGUAAGAGCGUUGUGCCAGUAACCGAAAGGUCGCUGGUUCUAAUCCCCAAGCCGACUAGGUGAAAAAUCUGUCGAUGUGCCCUUGAGCAAGGCACUUAACCCUAAUUGCUCCUGUAAGUCGCUCUGGAUAAGAGCGUCUGCUAAAUGACUAAAAUGUAAAUGUAAAUGUACUACAGAGGAUAGUGCGUACAGCCCUGUACAUCACUGGGGUCAAGCUUCCUGCCAUCCAGAACCUAUAAACUAGGCGUUGUCAGAGGAAGGCCGUGCUACCGCAUGGCAAGCGGUACCGGAGCGCCAAGUCUAGGUCCAAAAAGCUCCUUCACAGCUUCUACCCCCAAGCCAUAAGACUGCUGAACAAUUAAUCAAAUGGGCACCUGGACUAUUUGCAUUUGUUUUUACACUGCUGCUUCUCACUGUUUAUUAUCUAUGCAUAGUCACUUUACCCCAACCUACAUGUACAAAUUACCUCGACUAACCUGUACCCCUGCACAUUGACUCGGUACUGGUACCCACUGUAUAUAGCCUCAUUAUACAGUGCCUUGCAAAAGUAUUCAUCCCCCUUGGCGUUUUUCCUAUUUUGUUGCAUUACAAACUGUAAUUGAAAUGAAUUUUUAUUAGGAAUUCAUGUAAUGGACAUACACAAAAUAGCCAAAUUGGUGAAGUGAAAUGGAGAAAAAAAACGUCAUUAAAAAAAAUUAAUAAUAAUGGAAAAGUGGUGCGUGCAUAUGUAUUCACCCCCUUUGCUAUGAAUCCACUAAAUAAGAUCUGGUGCAACCAAUUACCUUCAGAAGUCACAUAAUUAGUUAAAUAAAGUCUAAGUGUCACAUGAUCUGUCACAUGAUCUCAGUAUGUAUACAACUGUUCUGAAAGGCCCCAGUCUGCAACACCACUAAGCAAGGAGCACCACCAAGCAAGCGGCACCAUGAAGACCAAGGAGCUCCCCAAACAGGUCAGGGACAAAGUUGUGGAGAAGUACAGAUCAGGUUGGGUUAUAAAAAAAUAUCAGAAACUUUGAACAUCCACAGAGCACCAUUAAAUCCAUUAUUUAAACAUUGAAAGAAUAUGGCAUCACAUCAAACAUGCCAAGAGAGGGCAGCCCACGAAAACUCACGGACCAGGCAAGGAGGGCAUUAAUCAGAGAGGCAACAAAGAGACCAAAGAUAACCCUGAAGGAGCUGCAAAGCUCCACAGCAGAGAUUGGAGUAUCUGUCCAUAGGACCACUUUAAGCCGGACACUCCACAGAGCUGGGAUUUACGGAAGAGUGGCCAGAAAAAAGCCAUUGCUUAAAGAAAAAAAUAAGCUAACACGUUUGGUGUUCAUUAAAAGGCAUGUGGGAGACUCCCCAAACAUAUGGAAGAAGGUACUCUGGUCAGAUUAGACUAAAAUUGAACUUUUUGGCCAUCAAGGAAAACGCUAUGUCUGGCGCAAACCCAACACGUCUCAUCACCCCGAGAACACCAUCCCCACAGUGAAGCAUGUUUUUCAUUGGCAGGGACUGGGAAACUGUCAGAAUUGAAGGAAUGAUGGAUGGCGCUAAAUACAGGGAAAUUCUUGAGGGAAACCUGUUUCAGUCUUUCAGAGAUUUGAGACUGGGACGGAUGUUCACCUUCCAGCAGGACAAUGACCCUAAGCAUACUGCUAAAGCAACACUCGAGUGGUUUAAGGGGAAACAUUUAAAUGUUUUGGAAUGGCCUAGUCAAAGCCUAGACCUCAAUCCAAUGGAGAAUCUGUGGUAUGACUUAAAGAUUGCUGUACACCAGCGGAACCCAUCCAACUUGAAGGAGCUGGAGCAGUUUUGCCUUUGAAGAAUGGGCAAAAAUCCCAGUGGCUAGAUGUGCCAAGCUUAUAGAGACAUACCCCAAGAGACUUGCAGCUGUAAUUGCUACAAAAUGUGGCUCUACAAAGUAUUGACUUUGGGGGGGUGAAUAGUUAUGCACGCUCAAGUUUUCUGUUUUUUUGUCUUUUAUUUCUUAUUUGUUUCACCCAAAAAAAUAUUUGGCAUCUUCAAAGUGGUAGGUAUGUUGUGUAAAUCAAAUGAUACACCCCAAAAAAAUCAAUUUUAAUUCCAGGUUGUAAGGCAACCAAAUAGGAAAAAUGCCAAGGGGGGUGAAUACUUUCGCAAGCCACUGUGUUACUUUUUUAUUUAUUUUAUUUUUUACUUUAGUUUAUUUAGUAAAUCUUUUCUUAACUCUAUUUUCUUAAAACUGCGUUUUUGGUUAAGGGCUUGUAAGUAAGCAUUUCACGGUAAGGUCUACACCUGUUGUUUUCAGUGCAUGUGACAAAUAACAUUUGAUUUUGAUGUCAGACCAGGUAGUAGUGAGUGAGUAGUGUGUUCUAAAUACAAUAGGCCUAUUCAUUGUUGUUUGACGGAGCAAAAGUGCUGAGCGAUUAACCAGAAUGUCUGAUAUUGUUCGUUUUUUAAACAACAACUACAAUGACUGUAAUCCAUUGGGUGCCUACUUGUCCGAUCUGUGGGUUUCUUUUACGCCUGCUAUGUUAGGUUAUUGUGGGGCAGACAGAGAGAGAGAAAAGAGAUGAAUGCGCGAUAGAGAAUAGUUGCUUCGCAAGAUACAGUAUCUCUACCUGAAAAUACAUGAUCUAAGUGAUUGAUAGUUGGUAUUCAGCUGUCAUAAAAGUAUGCCUUAUUUACUUUGAAGAACUACUAAAAUAGUGAUUUUGUCAGACAGCAUAGGCAGCAGCUCUAUAGAGAUGAGAUGAUGACUUGGAAUUAAAUAAUAAAGUCAUCAAAUAAAACAAAUGUAAUAUAUACAACAAUUAAGAUUUUAUUUUUAGUAAUGUGAAUAAACAAUGGUUAAUAAGUGAUAAGCAGUAAUGAGCAGUCACUACCAUCAUGGGACUUUUAUUAAUUGUUUUAUUCUGUUACAGCAUUCAACCCUACUCUUGGACUAGCCUUUUUGAUAAAUGGCAUUGCUCUGGACUAGGGAUAAUCGUUUAAUUUGAUUCAGACUGUAGUCCUGUGUUUACAUAGAGGUUUUAGGCAUGUCAUUUUUAGGUAGCCUACUCUCUGUAACUAACUGUAAUAGUGUAUUGUUGUCUAACUUUGUUAAUAUGUUACUGUACUAGAUCAAUAAAGUUAAAUUGAAUUGCGCAGUCACCAUCUCUGCCCUACUGAAUUCCUCUGUGGUAAUGAGUAUGGCUAAACAUGAUGUAGAACAAUGUCUCCAUUCACUAUGUAGCUUACUUGAUGCUAACACAUCGUUUUCUGGUUGUGGAUACAGAUUAACUUGACAAUGUCCAGAAGUAGCCUAGUCAUUUAGGGCCAUGAGUGCAUGCCUUUGCUAGGAAGGUUGUGUUAGAUAGUGUUUGCACUGACAAUGUUUUGUGCAGUUUGUACGUCUGCAUUAUUAUCGGUGUGUGUGUGUAAAUGGCAGUGGAAUGUUGGGCAUGUCCUGUAACUGUUACGGUCUCGCUCUCUCUCCCUCUGUGUGUGUGUGUCUUAGGCACCAAGGAUCUGGUGGUGAAGGCUCAGGUGUUGGCUGGAGGCCGAGGCAAAGGCACCUUCGAGGGAGGUCUGAAGGGAGGAGUGAAGAUUGUCUACUCGUGAGUGUCAGAGACAUCUCCUCUCAAACUGCACCCACAUUUCUACUCUUGUCUGAAUGUGGCAAUGUGUAAAUUCUUCUGUCUCUCUUCCACUCUCCUACAGGCCAGAGGAGGCCCGGGACAUCUCCUCUCAGAUGAUUGGUCGUAAGCUGUACACCAAGCAGACAGGCGAGCAGGGCCGUAUCUGUAACCAAGUUUUCAUCUGUGAGCGCAGGUACCCCCGCAGGGAGUACUACUUCGCCAUCACCAUGGAGAGAUCCUUUCAGGUGAGGUCAUUCCCGCCCUUUCACGCCUCUCUGGUGACAACAGCUGACAAAUCACGCUCCGCCAUUCUGGGUCAGGCCGUCAAAUUUGACAAAUUGGGCAGCUGUGUUAUUCUUGAUUUCGAAUGUUGAAAGUGUUGUGUUUGAUGGUACCACUAGAUGGCGUAGUGGUAAAGGACAUUGCCAUGGACAUGUUGGAAAUGCUUGUGCUCCAUGGGACUUCGUUGUCCAGCUGUAUGCAGUUGUAGUUCUGUUCUCUCAAAAGGAUGAGACAUCAGUUGUCAUUGAGAAUUUGAAGACCAAUGGAUCAAUUCAAUCGUUUGUUAAUUUUAUUUAUGAUAGCCCAGCUACUAUUAGGAUAACUAUUUAAUAUCUGCAUUGACCCUUUUUGCACAACUCUUUUGACUCAUCACAUAUGCUGCUGCUGCUUUUUAUUAUCUAUCCAGUUGCGUAGUCACUUUAUCCCUACAUAUAUGUACAUACAGUUGAAGUCGGAAGUUUACAUACACUUAGGUUGGAGUCAUUAAAACUCGUUUUUCAACCACGCCACAUUUCUUGUUAACAAACUAUAGUUUUGGCAAGUUGGUUAGGACAUCUACUUUGUGCAUGACACAAGUAGUUUUUCCAACAUUUGUUUACAGACAGAUUAUUUAACUUAUAAUGAAUUCACUGUAUCACAGAAGUUUACAUACACUAAGUUGACUGUGCCUUUUAAACAGCUUGGAAAAUUCCAGAAAAUGAUGUCAUGGCUUUAGAAGCUUCUGAUAGGCUAAUUGACAUCAUUUGAGUCAAUUGGAGGUGUACCUGUGGAUGUAUUUCAAGGCCUACCUUCAAAAUCAGUGCCUCUUUGCUUGACAUCAUGGGAAAAUCAAAAGACCUCAGAAAAGAAUUGUAGACCUCUACAAGUCUGGUUCAUCCCUGGGAGCAAUUUCCAAAGGCCUGAAGGUACCACGUUCAUCUGUACAAACAAUAGUACGCAAGUAUAAACACCAUGGGACUACGCAGCCGUCAUACUGCUCAGGAAGGCGACGCGUUCUGUCUCCUAGAGAUGAACGUACUUUGGUUCGAAAAGUACAAAUCAAGACCAGAACAACAGCAAAGGACCUUGUGAAGAUGCUGGAGGAAACGGGUACAAAAGUAUCUAUAUCCACAGUAAAACGAGUCCUAUAUCGACAUAACCUGAAAGGCCGCUCAGCAAGGAAGAAGCCACUGCUCCAAAACCGCCAUAAAAAAGCCAGACUACGGUUUGCAACUGCACAUGGGGACAAAGAUCGUACUUUUUGGAGAAAUGUCCUCUGGUCUGAUGAAACAAAAAUAGAACUAUUUGGCCAUAAUGACAUUUACAUUUUAGUCAUUUAGCAGACGCUCUUAUCCAGAGCGAUUUAUAGUAAGUGACUGCAUACAUCUUUUUUUUUUUCAUACCAUCGUUAUGUUUGGAGGAAAAAGGGGGAUGCUUGCAAGCCAAAGAACACCAUCCCAACCGUGAAGCACAGGGGUGGCAGCAUCAUGCUGUGGGGGUGCUUUGCUGCAGGACUGGUGCACUUCACUAAAUAAAUGGCAUCAUGAGGAAGCAAAAUGAUGUGGAUAUAUUGAAGCAACAUCUCAAGACAUCAGUCAGGAAGUUAAAGCUUGGUCGCAAAUGGGUCUUCCAAAUGGACAAUGACCCAAAGCAUACUUCCAAAGUUGUGGCAAAAUGGCUUAAGGACAACAAAGUCAAGGUAUUGGAGUGGCCAUCACAAAGCCCUGACCUCAAUCCUAUAGAAAAUGUGUGGGCAGAACUGAAAAAGCGUGUGCGAGCAAGGAGGCCUACAAACCUGACUCAGUUACACCAGCUCUGUCAGGAGGAAUGGGUCAAAAUUCACCCAACUUAUUGCGGGAAGCUUGUGGAAGGCUACCCGAAACAUUUGACCCAAGUUAAACAAUUUAAAGGCAAUGCUACCAAAUACUAAUUGAGUGUAUGUAAACUUCUGACCCACUGGGAAUGUGCUGAAAGAAAUUAAAGCUGAAAUAAAUCAUUCUCUCUACUAUUAUUCGGACAUUUCACUUUCUUAAAAUAAAGUGGUGAUCCUAACUGACCUAAAACAGCGAUUUUUUACUAGGAUUAAAUGUCAGGAAUUGUGAAAAACUGAGUUUAAAUGUAUUUGGCUAAGGUGUAUGUAAACUUCCGACCUCAACUGUAUUUACCUCAAUUACCUCGUUCCUCGGUACUGGUACCCCAUGUAUAUAGCCAAGUUAUCGUUACUCAUUGUGUAUUUAUUCCUCGUGUUAUUAUUUUAUAUUUUUCUCUCUGCAUUGUUGGGAAGGGCCCGUAAGUAAGCAUUUCACUGUUGGUCUACACCUGUUGUUUACGAAGCAUGUGACAAAACCAAUUUGAUUUGCUGUGAGACCUAUGUUCCAUUCGUUUGCUAUUUUUGAGUAUGAUUGCCACUCAAUUAAUGUGUAAAAUGAUUGGUACUCAUAAUCUCUCGGCCCCUCCCUCUGAACAGGGCCCUGUGUUGAUUGGCAGCUCUCAGGGGGGCGUGAACAUCGAGGAUGUGGCAGCGGAGAAUCCCGACGCCAUCGUGAAGGAGCCAAUUGACAUAAUGGAGGGAAUCAAGAUGGAACAAGCUGUUUCGGUACAUUUGAGAUCGGGUUGUAAAAAUACCUCUUGAUUUGUCUUUGUCUCUUAGAUCACAGGAAACACUACACAUUCUGGGAAAUAAACAAUACUCGACCUGAAUUUAAAGCUAUUUUGGUACACGUUUAAACAAACGACUUGCGGCAACAUUUAUAUUCAUAUUAGGUCUGUCUUGAGUUUCUCUCUAAAGACAAGGGCCUCAGAACCUUAUUAGUUAGGCAUGUCCCCUCACACAGUGUAAUAUCUUUAAAAGUCAGGUUUUUACUUAGACAUGCUCACUCAACAUGCCAACUCACACACUACAUGUCACUUAGAAUGCCUGCAAUGUUACCAUGACCUGACAACGUCUCUCUCACAUUCACUCUACCCCUCAUUGUCAGGCGUUCCUCCUCUCCUUCAACUCCUCUUACCUUCAAUUGAAUUCAAGAGUGUUUUACAAGCUGGUAAUAGAUUUGUAAAUGUUGCUAAAGUAGAAGGAAAUUACAGGAACACUGUAGAUUGAAGAACUGAUAUUGAUACAUUUCUUUCUUUCGCUCCCUCUAUCUUCUCUCUCUCUCCAGAUUGCCACAAAGAUGGGCUUCCCUGCUGCUCUGAUCGACGACGCAGCUGCUAACAUAAUCAAGCUCUACAACGUCUUCAUGAAGUACGACGCCUCCAUGCUGGAGAUCAACCCCAUGGUGGAGGACGCCUCUGGCCAGGGUACACACACUUGCUUUUCGUUCCCAGUGAUGUUGUUAUUCACGCCAGUGUUAAGAGCUGGGUGAGAGCGUGUUGCCAGUCAGUGUUAAAUGCUUGGUUGAAGGCUUCUCCCAUUGAUCUAUGACUCACUGUCAAUCAUUCUCAUUAACGCACUCACAGUGAAAAACCCUAGUGUGAAUCACUGCACUUUUAACUGAUGGGCCAAUUAGGCAGCUAAACCCCAUAGUACUGAAGGAAUGGUGGUGUUAUUGCACAACCAACCGUCUUCAACAUCAUAGCCAUACAUGGUAGAGUAUGGUGGCUGAUAAGGGUAACAUAUGAGGCCCUAUUUUAACUUUGAAAUGUAAGUCGUUCCAGUGCUGAUAUGUACUUUGAAUGAUCUUGUGGUUAUGGGCUGACUUGACCAACCCCAUACAUACCAGGAGUGUUGAUUGACAGCAGGAAUAGCCUAUGCUGGCCCUUUGACCCUACUACAUCAGCAAACAUCUGUAGUGGUCUCUGUCUUAUCUGUCACCAACCCAGAUAUGUCCUUGACAUGUACAGUACAGCCAACCAAGGUUACACAGUAAAGCUAUGUCACAGAACUAUACUCAACAAAAAUAUAAACGCAACAUGUAAAGUGUUGGUUUCAUGAGCGGAAAUAAAAGAUCCCAGAAAUUGUCCAUAUGCAUAAAAAGCUUAUUUCUCUCAAAUUUUGUGCAUAAAUUUGUUUACAUCCCUGUUGGUGACAAUUUCUCCUUGCCAAGAUAGUCCAUCCACCUGACAGGUGUGGCAUAUCAAGAAGCUGAUUAAACAGCAUGAUCAUUACUAGGGCUGUCCCCGACUAAAAAAUAAUCUUAGUUGACCAAGAGUUAUUUUGACCAAUCGAUUGGUUGAAACGUUAAAAGGUGUAUUUUUCCAUAUAUAGACACAUCUUAUGUGUUUUAAUCAAAUCAACUAUAUGCACUGAGCUUGUCUGAUGCUUUAAGCACAUGGUUUAAUGAAAUAAUUAAGACACACAAAUUACUAGAGGGAGUCCAACCGCUAUUGAUUUGAUUGUGCCGGGCCUGGCUCAGACUUUCUGUGUUAAAAAAGACAGCGAGUGACUGUGUGACUAGCACCCGUUGUCUCUCUCUCCUCCCUGCUGCAGCGACCACCACAGAACAUCAGCAGUGUGUAUCACGCUGUCCGUGUUGCUGAAGCUGCAACAUAAUUAUAGCCAUUUCUAACCCUAAUUUGUUUAGGAAAAACAUUCCCUAUUCCCUCAUUCCUUGCUCUCUUUACGUGACACAUGUAUGCAUCGCCAAUAGGGCGUGACCUAUAGCAUAUCAUAAUCACAUCAAUAAAUUGGUUAUAACAAACUCUGAACACCGUAACAUAUGUGACAGCAAAAUGGAUGCAGAGGACGUGACAAAUAAACUCAAAAUGGGGAAUGUUUACUGGUUGCUCAGGAGGUAGACGGGAAGUCAGAUAUGUGGAAUGUGACUAGUUGUGGAAAAUACUGGAGAUCAAGAAAAAGAAGUUAAGGAGCAAGCGCUGCGUCCAUACUAUGUGUGCCAAACAGGUGCUGUUAGAUUAGAAUAUAAUUUUUCUGACCGUUUAGAACAAUGUAAACAACAGUAAAUUAUAAGCGUACCAGAGAGUCUGUUGUAAAGCCUUUAUUACAGCAAAGACUAAAAACAGUUGUGAAUGCGAUUUCCGAAAUGGAACGGUUUAGGCCUAUUUAUUGUUUACGCUAAUUAUUCAAUGGUCGAUUUUGUUAUUUUAUUUUUAAACUAAAAUGACAGGAACAAAUAAAUUAUUGAUUGAUACAGUAGCCUAUUUAAAUUGAAAUAUAGGCCUAAGUAAGUUAUGGUAUUAAAACUAAACAGCAUGCGCUCUUAGGCCUACAGCUCGAUGGUGGUUAUACAAGGCUGCUAUACUAAGCCUACUAAUGACAUUACUUAUUAUUAUAAUGAUGAUCAUAAUAAUAGUAAUAAUAACAAUAAGGAGAUCAAGGGAAAAUUAGGGUUAUUAUUAUAAAUAUAAUUUUUCUGAUAAUUUGGAACCGUGUAAAUAACACUAAAUCAAUUAUAAAUAAUACCAGAGAGGCUGGUCUAACGACUUGUGGCUGUGAUGCUUGGUGCUCACGGAAUCAGUAGGCUAUUAAACAAACACUCAAACAGGCAACAGAAGCAGGAUCUGUCUUAUUUCUGUAGAUCUACAGUACCAGUCAAAAGUUUGGACACCUACUCAUUCAAGGGUUUUUCUUUAUUUUGACUAUUUUCUACAUUGUAGAAUAAUAGUGAAGACAUCGAAACUAUGACAUAAUACAUAUGGAAUCAUGUAAUAACCAGAAAAUGUUAAACAAAUUAAAAUAUAUUUGAGAUUUGAGAUUUUUUAAAUAGCCACCCUUUGCCUUUAUGACAGCUUCGCACACUCUUGGCAUUCUCUCAAACAGCUUCACCUGGAUUGCUUUUCCAACAGUCUUGAAGGAGUUCCCACAUAUGCUGAGCACUUGUUGGCUGCUUUUCCUUCACUCUGCCGUCCGACUCAUCCCAAACCAUCUCAAUUGUGUUGAGGUCAGGGGAUUGUGGAGGCCAGAUCAUCUGAUGCAGCACUCCAUCACUCUCCUUCUUGGUAAAAUAGCCCUUACACAGCCUGGAGGUGUGUUGGGUCAUUGUCCUGUUGAAAAACAAAUGAUAGUCCCACUAAGCCCAAACCAGAUGGGAUGGCGUAUCGCUGUAGAAUGAUGUGGUAGCCAUGCAGGUUAAGUGUGCCUUGAAUUCUAAAUAAAUCACAGACAGUGUCACCAGCAAAGCACCCCCACACCAUAACACCUCCUCCUCCAUGCUUUACGGUGGGAACUACACAUGCGGAGAUCAUCCGUUCACCCACACCGUCUCACAAAGACACGGCAGUUGGAACCAAAAAUCUCAAUUUGGACUCCAGACCAAAGGACAAAUUCCCACCGGUCUAAUCUCCAUUGCUCGUGUUUCUUGGCCCAAGCAGGUCUCAUCUUCUUAUUGGUGUCCUUUUAGUAGUGGUUUCUUUGCAGCAAUUCGACCAUGAAGGCCUGAUUCACACAGUCCCAUCUGAACAGCUGAUGUUGAGAUGUAUCUGUUACUUGAACUCUGUGAAGCAUUUAUUUGUGCUGCAAUUUCUGAGGCUGGUAACUCUAAUGAACUCAUCCUCUGCAGCCUAGGUAACUCUGGGUCUUACAUUCCUGUGGCAGUCCUCAUGAGAGCCAGUUUCAUCAUAGCGCUUGAUGAUUUUUGCGACUGCACUUGAAGAAACUUUCAAAGUUCUUGAAAUGUUCCAUAUUGACCGACCUUCAUGUCUUAAAGUAAUGAUGGACUGUUGUUUCUCUUUGCUUAUUUGAGCUUGGUCUUUUACCAAAUAGGGCUAUCUUCUGUAUACCACCCCUACCUUGUCACAACACAACUGAUUGGCUCAAACACAUUAAUUUGUGGAAUUUCUUAACUUUUAAGAAGGUACACCUGUUCAUUGAAAUGCAUUCCAGGUGACUACCUCAUGAAGCUGGUUGAGAGAAUGCCAAGAGUGUGCAAAGCUGUCAUAAAGGCAAAGGGUGGCUAUUUGAAGAAUCUCAAAUAUAAAAUAUAUUUUGAUUUGUUUGAACACUUUUUUGGUUACUACAGGAUUCCAUAUGUGUUAUUUCAUAGUUUUGAUGUCUUCACUAUAAUUCUACAAUGUAAAAAUAAAGAAAAACCCCUGAAUGAGUAGGUGUGUAUAAACUUUUGACUGGUAGUGUAUAUGGAUGAUUUAUAAAGCCACACCAUGAUUUUUCUAAAUGUAUUUUGCUACUGCUCGACUAAAGAAGUCUCAGUCGACCAACAGCCUAUCGACCAAACAAUCGACAAGUCGACUAAAUGGGGUCAGCCCUAAUCAUUACACAGGUGCACCUUGUGCUGGGGACAAUAAAUGGCUACUCUAAAAUGUGUCGUUUUGUCACACAGCAUAAUGCAGUCGUGUGGGUGAGCGGUUUGCUUAUGCCAACGUUGUGAACAGAGGUGGUGGUGGGGUUAUGGUAUGGGCAGGCAUAAGCUACGGACAACAAACUCAAUUGCAUUUUAACAAUGGCAAUUUGAAUGCACAGAGAUACCGUGAUGAGCCCCUGAGGCCCAUUGUUGUGCCAUUCAUCCGCCGCCAUCACCUCAUGUUUCUGCAUGGGUCCAUGUCGCAAGGAUCUGUACACAAUUCCUGGAAGCUGAAAAUGCCCCAGUUCUUCCAUGACCUGCAUACUCACCAGACAUGUCACCCAUUUAGCAUGUUUGGGAUGCUCUGGAUUGACAUGUACGACAGCGUGUUCCAGUUCCCGCCAAUAUCAAGCAACUUUUCACAGCCAUUGAAGAGGAGUGGGACAACAUUCCACCGGCCACAAUCAACUGCCUGAUCAACUCUAUGCGAAGGAGAUGUCGCGCUGCAUGAGGCAAAUGGUGGUCACACCAGAUACUGACUGAUUUUCUGAUCCACGGCCCUACCUUUUUUUAAGGUAUCUGUGUCCAACCGAUGCAUAUCUGUAUUCCCAGUAAUGUGAAAUCCAUAGAUUAGGCCCUAAUGAAUUUAUUUCAAUUGACUGAUUUCCUUACAUGAACUGUAACUCAGUAAAAUCUUAGAAAUUGUUGCAUGUUGUGUUUAUAUUUUUGUUCAGUAUAGAUACUCUGUUGCACCUUGGACCAGGCAUUGGAAAAUGUCCCCUCAAAGUAUAAACGGACAUCUGCCUCUGGCUGUGUCGUAAAGAAGUUACAGGGUCAUUGGGUUUGUCGCCCAACGAUGAUGUCAGCCAUCUUGGGCUCAGCCUCUGUCUCCUGUGUGUCCCUCUGACAGUGAUGUGCAUGGACGCCAAGAUCAACUUUGACUCGAAUGCAGCGUAUCGCCAGAAGAAGGUGUUUGACAUGCAGGACUGGACCCAGGAGGACGCCAGGGACCGACAGGCAGCCAAGGCUGACCUCAACUACAUUGGCCUGGACGGAUCCAUCGGCUGUCUGGGUGAGCGCCACAACACACCCACCACUGGUUCACAGCACCACACACCUAGCUUUGUAGUAGCAGUAGUGAUAGAAAUCUUUGUUUUUUGUGUAUUCACUCUAUAUUCUCUGUGUGUGUGUAGUGAACGGGGCUGGUCUUGCCAUGGCCACCAUGGACAUCAUCAAGCUGCAUGGUGGCACGCCCGCCAACUUCCUGGACGUGGGGGGCGGAGCUACAGCCCACCAGGUGAUGGAGGCCUUCAAACUCAUCACGUCUGACAGGAAGGUAAGGACUGGGAGUGGGGGACACACCUAUCAUCUCUGGUUGUCUUUGAAGAAGCAUUAAGCUGCAGUAGGCACACACUUCUCUCACUGUGGCACCAAUAGGCACAGAUGUCAUGUGUUCCACAGUCCUUCACCCUGACCUCUAACCCCAACUGGAACGGGACGGCUGGGUAUCUGGAUCAUGAGCAGCCUGCAGUUGAUGCUAUUGAUGUUUUGAUGGAGUUAGGGGGUAGGGAUUAAUUAGGAAUUCCUGAUGUUUGGAUCUUCAGGAAGGUUACGGUUGUAUAAAGUAACUUUUCAGUACAUGCAUCCCCUAGUUAGUAGGUGCAUCUUUUGACAGUCAUUGCUGGAGUUACCUGAAGAUAUCAGCAGGAGAGCUCACUUUGGGGGUGGGCUUUACUACUGGUGGAACCUAUGGGCCCUUCAUUGGACACUGUGUUAACAAACCUCCAAACGAGCUUCAACGCCAUACAACACUCCUUCCGUAGCCUCCAACUGCUCUUAAACACUAGUAAAACUAAAUGCAUGCUCUUCAACCGAACGCUGCUUGCACCCGCCUGCCCGACUAGAAUCACCACUCUCGGCGGGUCUGACCUAGAGUAUGUGGACAACUACAAAUACCUAGGUGUCUGGUUAGACUGUAAACUCUCCUUCCAGACUCACGUUAAGCAUCUCCAAUCAAAAGUUAGAUCUAGAAUCGUCUUCCUAUUUCGCAACAAAGCCUCCUCCACUCAUGCUGCCAAACAUGCCCUCGUAAAACUGACUAUCCUACCAAUCCUUGACUUCGGCAAUGUCAUUUACAAAAUAGCCUCCAACACUCUUCUCAGCAAAUUGGAUGUAGUCUAUCACAGUGCCAUCCGUUUUCUCACCAAAGCCCCAUAUACUACCCACCAUUGUGACCUGUACGCUCUUUUUGGCUGGCCCUCACUACAUAUUCGUCGCCAAACCCACUGGCUCCAGGUCAUCUAUAAAUCACUGCUAGGCAAAUCCCCGUCUUAUCUUAGCUCACUGGUCACCAUAGCAACACCCACCCGUAGUCUGCGCUCCAGCAGGUAUAUCUCACUGGUCAUCCCCAAAGCCAACACCUCCUUUGGCCGCCAUUCCUUCCAGUUCUCUGCUGCCAAUGACUGGAACGAACUGCUAAAAUCUCUGAAGCUGGAGACUCUUAUCUCCCUCACUAACUUUAAGCGUCAGUUGUCAGAGCAGCUUACCGUUCACUGCACCUGUACACAGCCAUUCUGAAAUUAGCCCAAACUACCUCAUCCCCAUAUUGUUAUUUAUUUAGCUAAUUUGCACCCCAGUAUCUCUAUUUGCACAUCAUCUUUUGCACAUCUAUCAUUCCAGUGUUAAUUACGAAAUUGUAACUAUUUUUGCACUAUGGCCUAUUUAUUUAUUGCCUUACCUCCAUAAAUUACUACAUUCGACCACACUGUAUAUAUAUUUUCUGUAUUUUUGACUUUAUGUUUUGUUUACCCCAUAUGUAACUCUGUUGUUGUUUUUAUCACACUGCUUUGCUUUAUCUUGGCCAGGUCGCAGUUGUAAAUGAGAACUUGUUGUCAACUGGCUUACCUGGUUAAAUAAAGGUGAAAGAAAAAAAAAAUGGGGUGACAUUUAUCUGGGGGAUUUUUAAUGGAGGAGGACUUUAGAGGGAACACCUAUGAGAGUACAGGGAGGGUUCUCACCUGCUGUGUGACAUACAGUUAGUGAUUCAUUCAUUGAUGGGUGCGAGUAGGUUUUUGAUAGAUGGUUAAAAGCUCUCUCAUGGGAGAUUUGUGGCUAAUUUCCUAUCACUGUCUCUGUGUUGACACCUGCUUAGUGUGGUCCUAAUGGCGUCUGUGGUUUAUUAUCCACUGGGGGUUUGGAGCCACAGUAAUGGUGUUGUAUUUAUAAGUGUUCAUUUAAACCACUAUAGUUUUAUAAUACACAUUACAUUUACAGUGUGAUGUUGAUUUUAUAGGAGUUUUUAGGUUUGGUUUUGUUAUUGUUCCUGUAUGGAUUUGUGAUUGCUUUGUAUUUGGUCUUGUUUCUAUGGUCAAUAUCUUCGGUCAUGCUUUCAUGGUUAACGUAUUUUGUUUGUGGUCCUCAGGUGCAGGCCAUCCUUGUGAACAUCUUCGGUGGCAUCAUGAGGUGUGACAUCAUCGCUCAGGGCAUCAUCAUGGCUGUCACAGACUUGGACCUGAAGAUCCCCAUUGUGGUGCGGUUACAAGGUGAGACUGACCUCCCUUAUACAGUCAAGCAUCAGGUAGCCAGCACAAUAGCAGCUUGGCAAGACCACCCUGUGGUAAUUACAGUGAAAACUAUUUUAGCUUUGUUAUGUAGUCAUAGGCUACUGCACUGCCAUUUUGGUGUACAUACACAAACACACACACACUGGGCUGGGAGAGAGGGAGGGGACGACAGUGGAGCGUGGCCUUUUAAAGGUCAAAGAGCAAGCAGUCUGUCAGGAUUAGGGUCUUCUAAUACUUCCCCACACACACACUAGUGAUGGGGGACAAAAAAUAGAUACAGUUGCAUAUCGGGAUAUUAUUUUUUACAAUAUCGUUUUCACUAUCGCAAUAUUAUUUUUAUUGCUAGUUGGCUGUGCCUGCACCAGAACUGCAGUAUUUUUCCUUCAUAGCUUGUUCUCUAUCUUCUUUUUAAAUAAGGUACCAAUUUGUUUUCAGCCCUUUUAUUUCCAUGACUGAUAAACUCGUUUUCACAUGGCUCUCUUGUCUCUCUGCAGCAGACAUAUGGUGAGCAAUAUGUUUGGAAUAUCGAAUCGGAAUAAAAUCAUAUUAUUGAAUCGCAAUAAAUAUAGAAUCGUGAGAAUUGCAAUACAUAUCAUAUCGGCACCUAAGUAUCACGAUAAUAUUGUAUCGUAUAAUUCCCAGCCCUAACACACACACACACACACACACACACGCAUGCAUGCACACAACCAGCGCUGUGGGACCCUGUAGCUCCCAGCCUUAUUCCAGGCUCUCCCUUCUGGGCACGUUUUGAAACACACAGGGAUGUAUAGAAUGUGUGAAGUUAUACAGAACUCAAUCACUCAUAAACUAGAUGUAAUUGGACUAAAAUGAUUGCCUUCACAAAUGGUUUAGUUACUUAUAAUGAACUUCUAAUUUAUUUAGUCUGCUAUUUUGAUGGAAUGCUUUUGUAAUCAUGAUGCAGGGUUAUUAUUCCAAUGAUCUAGCCUAUGGUUUGUUCAGUCGCCUGCAUUAAUGCCUUGCAUGUAUAUUAAAGGUCAUUCUACUUGUAUGUGUGCAAUGCUGCACGACAAAUGUCCAUAACAAGAAUAAUCACCUACUCUAAUAUAAAAUGUAAUCUAGACCACAUUUACAGUAUACCAAACGCCAUCAUUCAUGUUUGGGAAAUAUAAUAGGACUGAAAUUAUGCAAUUGAUGAGUUUAACUCACUAAUAGUGCAGAUAAAAAGCUAUAUAAAAGAGAACCAAAGUGCUUUCUAAAAGAUCGAGGCUAAAGAGGGACUGCUGCUCUGCUGUGUUUCAGGAUCCAGAGUGGACGAUGCCAAAGCUCUGAUCGCCGCUAGCCCACUGAAGCUCCUGGCCUGUGACGAUCUGGACGAGGCAGCUAGAAUGGUACACACACACACCUCUCUCCCUUUCUCUACCUCUACCCCUCUAAGCACCCUGUCUGGGUUAUGGAGGGUGGUGUGUGUGUGGUACACUAGGUCUAUGUGAAGUGUGUGAAUGUGAAAAGGUAUGUCAGGCACCGUUUGUGAGGGUCAAGAGCAAUGAGGUCUAUCUGAGGGCAAUGUGUAAACAUGUGUGUGAGACAAGGGGCACCAGCAGGGUAGGUUGUGUGUGUGUGUGUGUGUGUGUGUGUGUGUGUGUGUGUGUGCGCGCGGUGUGUGUCAAUUGACACCGUCAGGGUAUAGUGACAGUUUAAACGCAGCUGACUGGCUGAAGUGACACUGCCUGAGUUUUAUGGCUUUGACUUCUGGCAGAGCUAGCAGCAGUGACAUUGAGUCAGAGCAGAGGCCCCCUUCCUCUUAUCUCUCCCCUCCAUCUAUCUUUCCCUCUACCACUAGUCUGGAUUGGCUCUCACUGACUCUCACCAUCUCUCCACUCGCUCUCCUUUGUUUUUAGAGUGUUCUACUCCCCAAAGAGACAAGUAUCAGUUAGCCAGCACAAUGGCAGCUUGGCAUGACCACCCUGUGGCAGUUACAACCCCCCGCAAUUAAAACUAUUCACUUUUAGUGUUUUUGUCUGUUUUUAAAUGAGACAACUCACCCUGCUGCUGUGCUUGUGUUUAAACUUUUCUCUCUCUCCUCCUCUCUGUUUCCUCUCUUUGCAGGUUGUAAAGCUUUCUGAAAUUGUGUCGCUGGCUCAGGAGGCUCAUGUUGACAUCUCUUUCCAGCUUCCACUCUAAGCCACGCCCCUUGACCCUACGACCCCAUCUGAACCCCGACACCCCACCCCUUGAACAGCAAGAAGAGCCUCUCACUACUGAGAGAAUACUCCAAUACAACACAGCCCACCAACUCCUCUCUGUUAGUUCUGUUUCUCUCUCUCUCUCUCUGUGGCAAGACUCCAAAAUACACACACACAUACAGGUAACUGCCAAAUUAAAGGAAACUGAGUAAAUGAGGGAUACAAAUGCACCCACGGACGUUAGUUUCUUCUCCGCAAUGAGUCUGGAUAUGAGUACCUUCCCUACCCUUCUCCAAAUGCGAACACAUUCAGGGCCGUCUCAUUGGUCCAGAAACCGAUGAGUUGGGCCAGAGCCAGAACACACGUGUGUAAAGCGGCGGUUUGAAAAUGUAAUUGACUUUCAUACUCUGAUUGGUUAGAGACGAUCCAAUCGCUGAUUCCUUUGUUUUGUACAAUACCCCUUGUCACCACAAAUUACUUUAAUGAUGUCAGUCUGACUGUAAUAUGUAGCGAACGACAGAGCA